GGACCUGGUGACCAGUAGACAUGGUUCAGUUUUCUCAGGUCCUGACCGAAAUUGGCAACUUCGGUCGCUUUCAGAUACAGCUGCUGCUGCUGCUGUUUGUCCCCAACUUUCUGUCUGCUUUCUUCACGUUUUCCCAAGUCUUCAUGGUCCUGGAGGAGGAGAUCCACUACUGUUCAGUGGCGUGGGUCAAGAACCUCACCUUGAACCUGAGCGCUGCCGAGCAGCUGGCCUUGAGCGUGCCGCUGGACGCUGCGGGCAACCCUGAGCCCUGCCUCAUGUUCCGGCCUCCCCCUGAUGGCGCCAGCCUGGAGGACAUCCUCAGCCACCGCUUCAAUGAGACACAGCCUUGCGAGGCGGGCUGGGACUAUCCUGAACACAGGCCCCUGUCCCUGAAGCGCGAGUUCAACCUGGUGUGUGACCGGAAGCACCUGAAGGAGACCUCGCAGUCGGUGUACAUGUUGGGGCUCCUCGUCGGCGCUUUCAUCUUUGGGCCCCUCUGUGACCGGAUUGGUCGAAAACCUAGUACCCUGAUACAGAUGCUGCUGUUCGCCCUCAUCGGCCUGGCCACGGCCUUUGUACCCAGCUUUGACCUCUACCUGGUCAUGCGCUUUGCUGUGGCCACUGCCGUCGCUGGGUAUGCCAUCACCAAUGCCACCUUACUUGCAGAGUGGGCGGGGCCCUCGAGGCGGACUCAGGCCAUGGUCCUGUGCCAGUGCGGCUUCUCCGUCGGGCAGAUGGCCCUCGCGGGACUUGCCUACGGCGUCCGCAACUGGAGGCUCUUCCAGAUCACUAGCACCGCGCCCAUCUUUCUGCUCUUCUUCUACUUCUGGGUUCUGCCAGAGUCUGCCCGGUGGCUCCUGACCCGGGGCAGGGUCGAGGAGGCUAAACGAUUGAUCCAGAAGGCGGCCUCAGUCAACAGGCAGAAGCUCUCCCCAGAGCUGCUGAGCCAGCUGGCCCUAGAGAAGACAGGCCCCUCAGGGAAUGCCCUGGAUCUGUUCAGACACCCCCAGCUCCGGAAGGUGACCCUGAUUCUCUUCUUUGUCUGGUUUGUGGACAGUCUGGGAUACUAUGGCCUGAGCCUCCAAGUGGGGGACUUUGGCCUGGACAUCUACCUGACCCAGCUCAUCUUCGGAGCAGUGGAGCUGCCCGCCCGCUACUCCAGCACCUUCAUAAUGCAGACAUUCGGCCGCAGGUGGAGCCAGCUGGGGACUCUGGCCAUGGGUGGCCUCAUGUGUAUCACCAUCAUCUUCAUCCCAGCAGAUCUGCCCGUAGUGAGCACUGUGCUGGCCAUUCUGGGGAAGUUCGCCACAGCCGCUGGGUUCACGAUCUCCUACGUCUACACCACCGAGCUCUUCCCCACCGUCAUCAGGCAGACGGGCAUGGGGCUGGUGGCCAUCUUCUCGAGGAUCGGGGGCAUCAUCACGCCCUUGGUGAUGCUGCUGGGUGACAUCCACAAGGCCCUCCCCAUGGUGGUCUACGGCAGCCUCCCCAUCGGGGCGGGCUUACUCUGUUUGCUGCUGCCCGAGACACGGGGCCAGCCCAUGAAGGACACCAUCCAGGACCUGGAGCAGGGGCCGCGCCCACGGACUCUGGAGGCAGAGCCCCCCGAACACGGGGCACAGGCCUCAGGAAGAACGUCUAGCCCGGGGGUGGCUGUCGUGAGCAGCACACAAUUCUGAUUUCACUCCCCUGGACACGGGUGGGACCUGUGCGCAAGACCAGCUUCCCUGACGGAGGCAACACGUGGGGACCUGACUCCAGCACCAGCGCCGACUGCCAGGCCCACGCCCAGGGACGGCUGGGACAGGGCCUCUCUCCUCCCAACACCUUCCUUAUCCCCGGAGCCCCACCCCCACCCCCUCUUCUGGGUUAGGGUCUUGCUCUUAACUUCUCUGAUAGUCUUGUGGGGGGUCUGGCUCCCCGAUCCCCUCCAUCUGGGGUCCGCCUGCCCUCCACACACAGUCAGACCCGGAACACCUAGGUAGGGCCUUUCCCAGGGUGCUCCGUAGGAGGAGAAAACGUGAAGUUGAGUUCUCUGUCCCGGCCGGAGGACAAAAAGCCUGUGGGUCAGGAGAGGUGGCCGUUCCUUCUAGCGGCAGGACCAGGCCCCUGUGGCCAAGGCUGGAGUCCCACAGGACAUUGGAUCCUGCUGAGAGAAGACUCUAGGUCAGGGGACAGCGAAGCUCCAGUCCUGCAUCCUCUUCAAAGAUCCUCCAUUCCGCCACCCGCACUCCGCUCACGCCUAACCUGGGUGGCUCGGGGACCACGCGGAGGUGGGCUCUGCCCCUCUCUGUGUCGCCUCCCCCCUUUCACAGUCUGCUGCCUCUGGCUCCCAAAGGGCCCAGACAAGGAGAAGGGGGAGAACAGCGAGGUCUUUGAUUGGCUGCUGCCAGAUGAGCUCCUUCCAGGUCGUGCUGGCUGAUCACACGUCAGUGUGCCCCCGCGGGCGUCAGGAAGUCCGCGCCUCCAUGGGCACAUCUGUGGCUGCCCGGCGAUCCCCUUGGGACCUUUGUGCUGUUCCUUCAUCUAACCAAUGUCCUCGCGCUGACCUCCCCAGCGCCAGCUCCCACCGCGGGCACACCUGACCUUACAGGACGGCCCUCAGCUGUGGUCCCUCGGGCCAGCCCACUUGUCCUGGCAGCUAGCUGCUCGGCCCACAAGGACUCCGUACAUCCUUGUGCCGCCAAGAGCGUGGAGAGAGACUGGUUGGCUGCUACCCCUUCCUUUGGCUGGCCUCUGAGGGCAUUUCAGCUGAACCCUGUCCUGAGAGAGAGGUCCCCGUCUCUCCUCGUCACAGGCAGCCCAGCCCCAAAGAGGGCUCUGGCAGAACCUCCCCCCUCAGCUCCCCUUCCCUUGUGGAGCCUGGAGGCGGUGGGAGGUGCUGGACCAGUUUUCCUGCCUUUGUCAACCCAACAGGGAAGCAUCCAGCAGCUCUCUUGCGAGUACAUGGGUAGUUGUUACUCACAGUUCUCAGCUAUGAAGGGAUGGAGAAACGUCGUGUUUUGCUUCCUGCUGUGGACCCAGUCUGGCAUCCCAGGCUAAAGUCUUCCUUUGGGGACAGUGAGAAGUCUUUCUCGGCUGAAAUUGCCAAGGAGAGGAAGAAAAAACCCGGAGAGGAGUGGGGAAAUGGCCAUUUCAAAGCGGAAGGCCGUUUGCAGCCCUAAGGCGUGGACACUUGUGUCCCUGUGAGGCAGUGACCUUCGGUCCUGGAAAGAGACUUGAAACAGGCUCUUUACUGACACCGAGAGAAAUGCAGAACUCACCCACCGCCUCCGGCAAGUGUUCAGAAACUGUCCUGUCUUUACUAUUGCAGGGCCCCGGGGAGAAAAACUUUUCUCCGGGUGCAUUACAGAGGGCCCCGUGGCUCCUUCUGGCUGAUGGGUAAAUGUUAGCUUUUUGGCUGUUAGCGGGCGGGAGAUCAGCGGCCGAGACCUCAGAGGAGAAGACCUGCAGGCCUGGUGUGGACCCUACCCACGAGGAGCCGGGGGCAGCCUGGGCUGGGCUGGGGCUGUUCUCCUGAGGGUGUUGCUGAGCACAGCCCAGCCCAGAUUUGGGGGACACGCUAGCAGGGCAUCCACGACUCAUGCUAUGGUCAGCUUUGGGGAGGCCAGUGCAGGGCUCACAGCUCAGGCUUGGCUGCAAGAGCCCUCCUACUCCGAGCCUCGGGCUGCCCAUUUUCAGAUGGGUGAUUUCACGGGUCCCUCAACACUGAUCCUCAAGGAGUCUAAUCUUGGGUGCCCGGGUUGGGUGUGAGAGGCAGAGGGCUUCAGCAACCUGUCCCCAGGAUUCAGGGAGAUAGGGAAGGAGGGCCACCCUCCAUCCGCGGGUCACUGCCAGGCACGGGGCUGGGCUGAGUCCGUCCCCACGUGUGGCCCUGACUCACACCCCCCCGGACUUUGCUUCAGUCACUGCCCAUGCAGCCUCUCCUCAGCCAGGGAGGCCCAUGCGUCUCGCCCUGCCUUUGGGAACAUGCUGAACCCAGAGACGGACAAUUCUCUGUAGCUAGGAAACUACUCCAGGAAACCUUGGACAGAUGCCAUGGACGAGGAGGACGGAGCACUGCGGCAUUAGACGAGCAGCUGAGGUGGUGCGCAGGCUGGGGCAGGAGAGGCCUGCGGGCCAGGUGAAGAGCAGGCAGCCGGGGAUGCAGAUGUGCUUUUGGGGGGGUGGUGAGGGUGGGAGGUGGGGGGAGACUAGCAGUGGGCAGGGGCUUCAGCUGCCUGGAUUUCUGGGAGUUUCUUUUUCCUCAUUGGGGGCGACACUUUAACCAGAUCAUGCAGGUUGCAGGUGCACAACUGCACAACACACCACCUGUCCACGGUAUGGUGUGCACCGCCAUCCCCACAGGGUUCCUGGGUGUGGGAGCCACUAGACCCGGGUCGGCCUUGUAAGGCCUUAUUCUUCAUUUUGAACUUGGUUCUGAGGGCAACAAAAGCCACUAUUUUUCGGUAAGCAUGAGAGAGGCUCGAGGAGAUUUGUAUUUUGAAACUAUAAAUUACUCUCUGUCUGAAAGAAUGUGUUGGAAGGGGCCGGAAGUAGAUGCAGAGAAACAUAACAUUAACUACAGGACAAGAGAUGAACUGCAGAUGUUUUUGACCUCUGUUGACCCUCCCAACGUCCUGGUGAUGAAGAGGCCCAUGGCUGUGGGGCGGGGGGCAUGGGGCGGAGGCCUGCAGCUAAGAGGAAGCUGGGAGGUGAAGACCCUUUGGUUGGUUGCUCCCUGGCCUGAGCCCUGGCCACACAGCUUAGCAUCCCCAUUUCCUUUGCUUCUGCCCAGAAGCCCCCUGGCCACUCAGCUCAGUGCCCGCCCUCCUCAGAGUGACCCCCAGGAGGGACCACUGUGUGAUGCAUCUUGUGUUGACUGUGUCACUGUCAGAAGCCUCAGGCACCCCCCGCCAACCCCUGUGCUUUGUCCCUAUCCCCACUGACCCGGCCCCCAUGGUCUCGAACCAGAGUCUCUGAAGCUGCUGCCUCAAAUGUAGCAGAAGCCCCUGUGUCCUCGGCCCUUGAAGGAGGGCACUCCAUCUCCUGCCGCUUCCUCUGGUCACACGUCCCCGCCACGCCAGGGAGCUGGGGCGAGAGCCUCUUCGCUCCCCACUGCUGCCGACCUGCCCUUCUCACUCGUCCAAACCUCCUCUUGUCCAAACCCACGUCUUCCCGGCUCCCACCGCCUGCCUCCAGCGCGCACAGCCGCACCCGCCUAAAAGCCGCCUGCUUCCUGGUUGUCCCUCCCACGCCAGCUCCUGCCACCAGCUCAGGAAAACUCCUCUCCACUUCCGACACCCCCAAAUGUCUGGCGUAUGACUGAACAAGUGAAGGAACCCUCCUUCAGACGCCCCAUUCUCUGACUGCCGCUUCCCAGCCUUCGGAAUCUUCGCUCCACCAGCCCCACCCGCCUUGGCCUGCCCAGGCUGCAGUAACAGUGCCGUCGACUGGUGCCUUUCACCAGAGAUUUAUUGUCUCCCAGUUCCAGAGGCUGGAAGUCCAAGGUCAGGGUGCCAGCAGGGCCAGGGUCUGACGAGGACCCCCUUCGUGGCUUGCAGACGGCCACCUCCUCACUGUGCCCUCACGGGGUCUCCCCUCUGCAUGCAGGUGGACGGAGGUCUCUUCUCCGUAGAAAGCCACCAAGCUCAUCAUGAAGGCCCCACCCUCGUGACCUCAUCUAACCCAAAGGACCUCCCCAAGGCCCACUGCUGAAUAUCGCCGGGGGUGGGGGGGUUAGGGCUUCAACGUGGACUUUUGGGAGACUCCAGGAGGACAUACGCUCUCAGUCCCUAAUGCCAGCCUUAGCCUCCCUGAGGCCUGUGGCCUGUGGACCUCCCACCAGUGUCCCCUGAUUUGAGUGUGUGAGCCAUCGUUUUCCUUUCUGUUGAGAGACAGAGAUCCUUUCCCUCGGUUGCCAACACCCUGCACUUUAUCCUUUCCACCCUUUGGUCGUACCCCAACUUACAAACCCAUAGUGGCCAAAGAGCCCAAACAUCUGCCUCCUCUCCCCCCGCACCCCAGGCCACUGGGCACUGCUGGGCACUGCUGGGCACUGCUGGAGAGGGUCUCGUGGCCGUCAAGUCUGUUCUGUGAAACGACAGGCGCCAGUCUCACCUGGGCCUUUCACUGCACCCAGCACACUCUCACCUCGGCUUGUCUGACAGCUCUCACCGGGGGCUUCUUCUCGCCUCCUCUCUGCACCCCUUCCUUCUCUCUCCCGACCGGAGGCUUCUCCUCCAGCUUUCAGAGAGGGAGAAGCCGUUCGGUGGCCGCUCCCAAGCUCCUCAGCACCUCUGCUGCCUCUCCCCUCCCGCUGCACCAGCUGGGCAGCGCAGCCACUGGGGGCCAGGCCCGAAGAAGCUCUGCCCUCACCUCUGCCCCCAGGUCUGAGAGCAGCCGAAGGGAGGGCCU
Phyllostomus hastatus (greater spear-nosed bat) is the source of this 6396-nucleotide messenger RNA. It is a transcript of the gene SLC22A13, whose product is annotated as solute carrier family 22 member 13. Gene Ontology annotation, cellular component: membrane. Gene Ontology annotation, biological process: transmembrane transport. The record is from RefSeq and is a predicted model, not a curated record. NCBI's taxonomy places the organism in Eukaryota, Metazoa, Chordata, Mammalia, Chiroptera, Phyllostomidae. The transcript is spliced from 10 exons. Gene Ontology annotation, molecular function: transmembrane transporter activity. The coding region runs from base 21 to 1679 and encodes 552 amino acids.